Xyrauchen texanus (razorback sucker) is the source of this 1899-nucleotide messenger RNA. Its product is annotated as inhibitory synaptic factor 2A-like. The coding region runs from base 151 to 1521 and encodes 456 amino acids. NCBI's taxonomy places the organism in Eukaryota, Metazoa, Chordata, Actinopteri, Cypriniformes, Catostomidae. The transcript has 5 exons. The record is from RefSeq and is a predicted model, not a curated record. Gene Ontology annotation, cellular component: postsynaptic density. Gene Ontology annotation, biological process: inhibitory postsynaptic potential.
CACAGCUGCAGCAGCCGGCCGCCUCACAUGUCUCCUGUCUGUGCGCUCCUCCUGAGUGGGCUGCUAAAGAAGCGGAUAUGCCCCGGUGCCACGGGAGACUGACGCGCUCUCUGUCUUCCUCUCCUCCGCUAAUGGUCCUCUUAGGGAGUUAUGGUCAGUAAGGAGCCAGGCCGCUACACUCUGUCAAGCUCAGAGUCUGACUCGGAGUCCGGUGGUCCUUCACUGGGAGGAGAGAGCGGUGGUGGAGUGGACGCUGUACGCAAGCGAAACAAAGCCCUGCAGGUGCGCUUCAAAGACAUCUGCGAGGCGCAGAAUGAGGUCGCCCAUCGAAGUGCCAGAAACCGAUCCGUUUCCUGCAAGAUCAUCCACAGGCGGUACAUGACCAUGCCAGCACGCCGCUCCAUCCCCAAUGUCACCAAAAGCACAGGUGUGCAAACCUCUCCAGACUCGAAGAAGCAUUACCAGACUUUCCCCUUCGAACGCAAGAAGGGGAACAUCAUUAAACACACUGCUCAGGUGGAAAAAUACCCAGAUCACAAUAAUGGGUUCCUGAGUGACGUAAGGGGUGGGGAGGAAGGGGCACGGCAAUGUGACGGCAGGGUGCAACAGACCAGAGUACUACUUCACAGUACGCCGCAGUGUAUCGCUGCCAAGGAAUUAUGUUUUGGGCCUGACUGUCCAGAUAGAAAACUCUGCCCUGAUCCAUCGCACCAGGGCAGAGAUACAAACACAAUUUCAGAUCAGUUGGACUCAAGGAGAGAGGGCAACAUCCCAGAGAGUGGGGUCAAGCACAAAGGAUUACCUGGUGAAAGUGAGGUAGGGGCAGGGCAGCAGUCAAACUGUGCCAAGAGUGCCUCCUCUAGCACAUCAACUCAACCUCUACAGACCAGGGGUGACUGUUCAAAGAUUUCUGGACCUAUCGCAUGGACAUCUUUGACACAAGUGGAAUGCCUAGAGAGUCCCUCAGGAAGCUGCAAACGCAAAAAAGACUUGACGCAGUUGAACGGCUUGCAGGCGCGAUCUCAGGCUUUGCCGCAUUCAGCUAGCUGUGCCUCCCAGGCCCACAUGCAGGCUCACUGUCAAAGUAGUAAAAGCUCAAGUACCACUGAGUCAUGGCAGGGCACAGCAGGACAGUUGAUUGCUCUCCCUGGAGUAGAUGGGAAUGUGAAAGCCAGGCUUCAAGCUAUGGAGUCUUUGAUCAGCUCUAGUCGAGAAACCAUCAAAGUGCUGCUGGGGGUCAUUCAGGAGCUGGAAAGAGGAGAGGCGCAGCGAGAGGGACUUUCAUAUCGAACUGGGCAAGAUACAGCCAACUGUGACACAUGUCGUAACAGUGCCUGCAUCAUAUACAGUGUGGAACUAGAUUUUAAACUUCAGGAGGACAAACUGCAGCCCUUAAUGAAGAGACUGUGUCCAUUAGAGGAGCUGACCUACCCCUCUCUGCCUUACACACAUGAGGUGUUCACCUCCACUCCCAAACGCAAGUCCAAGAAGCACGCUCGCUGGAAACUCUGGUUCCUUUAACAUACACCUAGGAAUUUGUUUGGAUUUGGGAUCUCUGCACCAUCAGACCACCACAACAAGCAAAUUCUUGUGGAAUUCUGCUUUUCUUAUUGGAUAAACAUGGUGACUUGGUGGCUCACUGCUAUCCACUGUUUGGAUUUUAAUAAGGAAUACCAGUUGUUUUCUAAUAAUGACCCUCUAAUAAACCUUCUGAGUUUGGGAACUAUUGAAUUCACCUGCACUCAGAUUUUCCAAAAGGAUUACACUGUGCUCCUUAGUUUUAGACAUGUUUGCAAGGGGGCCAGAAGAGCUGAAAAGAAACGUCAAAGUGAAAUGCUUGUUUUGCCACAAAACUACUUUGGAGUCGUACAUCAAAGGCAUCUAAUCAGCAAAGCACAA